Humulus lupulus (European hop) is the source of this 4640-nucleotide messenger RNA. RefSeq names its product ABC transporter G family member 31. NCBI's taxonomy places the organism in Eukaryota, Viridiplantae, Streptophyta, Magnoliopsida, Rosales, Cannabaceae. The record is from RefSeq and is a predicted model, not a curated record. The transcript is spliced from 24 exons. Gene Ontology annotation, molecular function: ATP hydrolysis activity; ATP binding; ABC-type transporter activity. Gene Ontology annotation, cellular component: membrane. Bases 92 to 4372 code for a protein of 1426 amino acids.
UAUAACAAGUUCUCUCUCUUUCAGCCGAGAUUUAGAGAAGGUAAAACAGAAUAGGCUAGAAAGAGACAGAGCUAGUUGGUUCACCCCAUCAAUGGCGGCUUCCAACGGGAGCGAGUACUUUGAGUUCGACAUUGAAACAGGGAACGAGUCCUUUGGGAGGCCGUCGAAUGCUGAAUCGGUUGCUCAAGAUGAAGAGCAGCUUCUAUGGGCAGCCAUCGCCAGGUUACCUUCGCAGAAGCGUUCUCACUUCGCUUUGCUCAGGAAGUCGCCUUCGGGUAAACAAGGCACUGAGACGAUCGAUGUCACCAAACUCGAUCGUGAAGGACGUGAAAGUCUCGUGAAGAAAGCCUUGGCUACAAACGAUCAAGAUAAUAAUAAGCUUCUUUCCGCCAUUAAAGAUCGCCUCAAUAGAGUCGGAAUUGAGGUGCCAAACGUAGAAGUUCGAUUCGAGAAUUUGAACGUAGUGGCGAAGGUUCAAACUGGUUCAAGAGCCUUGCCUACCCUAAUCAAUUUCUCUCGUAAUGCUAUUGAGAGUAUCUUGACUAGUUUGAGAAUAUGUCAACCAAAACGACACUCUUUAACUAUUCUAAACGACAUCAGCGGGGUUGUGAAGCCAGGAAGGAUGACUCUGCUCUUAGGGCCUCCAGGCUCGGGCAAAUCUACUCUGCUUUUAGCUCUUGCGGGAAAACUUGACAGCAACUUAAAGAAAACUGGAAAAAUCACCUACAACGGCCAUGAACUUGAUGAGUUCUGUGUCCAAAGGACUUCUGCCUACAUUGGCCAAACAGAAAACCACAUAGCAGAACUGACUGUCAGAGAGACUUUGGACUUCGCAGCUAGGUGUCAAGGUGCAAGUGAAGGAUUUGCAGCGUACAUGGAAGAUUUGGCUCAGUUAGAGAAGGAGAGGAGCAUUCGUCCAAGUCCGGAGAUAGAUGCAUUUAUGAAGGCAGCAUCUGUUGGUGGGAAAAAACACAGCGUGUCAACAGAUUAUGUGAUGAAAGUGCUAGGCCUAGACGUAUGUUCUGAGACGCUUGUUGGUAGUGACAUGCUUAGAGGCAUAUCAGGUGGACAGAGAAAACGAGUUACUACAGGAGAAAUGAUUGUAGGGCCAAGGAAAACCUUGUUUAUGGAUGAAAUCUCUACUGGGUUAGAUAGCUCUACUACAUUUCAGAUAGUAAAAUGCAUUGGGAACUUUGUUCAUCACAUGGAAGCAACUGUACUGCUAGCUCUUCUUCAGCCCGCUCCUGAGACAUUCGAUUUGUUUGACGACAUUGUGUUAUUAUCAGAAGGAUAUGUGGUAUACCAAGGUCCUAAGGAAGAUGUUUUAGAGUUUUUUGAGUCAUUGGGUUUUCGACUCCCACCAAGAAAGGGUGUCGCAGAUUUUCUACAAGAGGUGACAUCCAGAAGGGAUCAAGCUCAGUACUGGGCAGAUCCUUCAAAGCCAUACGUGUUUAUUCCCGUUUCAGAAAUUGCUAAAGCCUUCAAAGAAUCCAGAUUUGGAAGGUCUCUGCAGUCUGAUCUUUCUAUACCAUAUGACAAAUCUAAAAGUCAUCCUUCAGCUUUGUCAAAAUCAAAAUACGCAGCUUCAAAAUGGGAACUAUUUAAAGCAUGCUAUGCACGAGAAAUACUGUUGAUAAGCAGGCACCGUUUUCUUUACAUAUUCAGGACAUGCCAGGUAGCAUGUGUUGGGCUCGUCACAUGCACAAUGUUUCUUCGAACAAGAUUACACCCCGUAGAUGAGAUACAGGGCAACCUUUACCUGGCUUGCCUAUUUUUCGGUCUGGUGCACAUGAUGUUCAAUGGAUUUUCUGAGCUACCUAUAAUGAUUUCUCGACUUCCAGUGUUUUACAAACAAAGAGACAAUUUGUUUCACCCUGCAUGGGCAUGGUCCGUUUGUAGUUGGCUUCUACGGGUUCCUUACUCAGUUAUUGAAGCUGUUGUCUGGUCUUGUGUUGUAUAUUACACUGUUGGUUUCGCCCCUGGCCUUGGGAGAUUUUUACGUUUCAUGAUUUUACUAUUUUCUGUGCACCAAAUGGCAUUGGGUCUUUUCCGGAUGAUGGCAGCACUUGCUCGAGAUAUGAUCAUUGCCAACACAUUUGGGUCGGCGGCACUUUUAAUUAUUUUCCUGUUGGGUGGAUUCAUCCUUCCGAAAGAAAUGAUUACGCCAUGGUGGGAAUGGGCUUUUUGGCUGUCUCCACUUUCUUAUGGACAACGUGCAAUUUCCGUCAACGAAUUUACAGCCACUAGGUGGAUGGAGAAGUCAUUUCUUGUUAACAGCACAGUUGGGUAUAAUGUUCUCCACUCACAUAGCUUACCCACGGGUGAUUAUUGGUACUGGCUAGGAGUUGGAGUUUUAUUGCUUUAUGCUUUGCUUUUCAACAACAUUGUAACUUUGGCCUUGACCUACCUUAACCCACUUACGAAACCUCAAACAGUCAUUCCAAUUGAAGUAGAUAAAGACAAUCAUUCAGCAAAUGGUGUGUGUGAGAAUGAUGUCGAACUAAAAACAUAUGCUAUAGAUGGCAACAAAAGGAAGGGAAUGAUUCUUCCAUUCAAACCAUUGACAAUGACUUUCAAUAAUGUCAAUUACUUUGUCGAUAUGCCAAAGGAAAUGAGGUCGAAAGGUAUAUUAGAAAAUAGAUUACAACUCUUGUCUGAUGUAAGCGGAGUUUUCUCACCUGGUGUUCUCACUGCUUUGGUUGGGUCAAGCGGGGCUGGAAAGACUACUUUGAUGGACGUGCUUGCUGGGAGGAAAACUGGUGGGUACAUAGAAGGUGAAAUUAAGAUUUCCGGUUACCCAAAAGAGCAACGCACUUUUGCAAGAAUUUCAGGAUACGUUGAGCAAAAUGAUAUCCACUCUCCUCAAGUGACAGUUGAAGAGUCUCUAUGGUUUUCUUCAUCUCUUCGCCUACCAAAGGAAGUUAGCCAAGAGAAAAGACAUGAGUUUGUUGAGGAAGUAAUGAGAUUAGUAGAGCUUGACACUCUAAGGCACGCUUUGGUUGGUCUACCGGGUAGUACAGGGUUAUCAACAGAGCAAAGAAAGCGUUUAACAAUUGCAGUGGAGCUUGUGGCAAAUCCUUCUAUUAUUUUUAUGGAUGAACCUACAUCUGGACUUGAUGCACGAGCAGCAGCCAUUGUGAUGAGGACUGUACGCAAUACUGUUGAUACGGGAAGAACUGUAGUCUGUACUAUACAUCAACCAAGCAUUGAUCUAUUUGAGGCAUUUGAUGAGCUUCUUCUUAUGAAACGAGGAGGCCGUCUCAUAUACGGAGGGAAACUUGGUCUACACUCACAAACGAUGAUAAGCUAUUUUCAGGGAAUUAGCGGAAUUCCUAAAAUUCCUAGCAGUUAUAAUCCAGCAACUUGGAUGCUUGAGGUUACUACACCUGCUACUGAAGAAAGGCUUGGUAUAGACUUUGCAACUAUUUAUAGAAAUUCGGAGCAAUACAGGGAAGUGGAAGCUUCUAUUAACCAUUUUAGUACUCCAGCUUCUGAUUCAGAACCAUUGAGAUUCUCUUCUACUUAUUCACAAGAUAGGCUCUCUCAAUUUUUGAUUUGUUUGUGGAAACAAAAUCUGGUAUAUUAUAGAAGUCCAGCAUACAAUGCCAUAAGAUUAGUUUUCACGGCAGUGAGCGCAUUGAUAUUUGGUUCUGUAUUUUGGAAUAUUGGCUCUAGAAGGGAAUCAACCCAAGACUUGUUUAUGGUUAUGGGAGCUCUUUACGCUGCUACCAUGUUUCUUGGGGUCAAUAAUGCAUCUUCAGUACAACCGGUUGUUUCAAUUGAAAGGACUGUAUUCUAUCGAGAGAAAGCUGCUGGAAUGUAUUCUCCAUUUGCUUAUGCAAUUUCCCAGGGCCUAGUAGAGAUCCCAUACAUUGCUGCGCAGACCAUACUCUAUGGUGUCAUUACCUACUUCAUGAUCAACUAUGAAAGAACAAUUGGAAAAUUCUUCCUUUACCUUCUGUUCAUGUUCUUGACAUUCACCUACUUUACCUUUUAUGGCAUGAUGGCUGUUGGUCUCACACCUUCUCAGAACUUAGCAGCCGUCAUAUCAUCAGCAUUUUACUCUCUGUGGAAUCUCCUUUCAGGCUUUCUCGUCCCACAACCAAACAUCCCAGGUUGGUGGAUUUGGUUCUAUUAUAUCUGUCCAGUAGCAUGGACACUCAAAGGAAUUAUAUCAUCUCAGCUAGGAGAUGUGGAAACAAGGAUUGUAGGACCUGGAUUCGAUGGGACUGUGAAAGAGUACCUGGAAGUUAGUCUUGGCUAUGGUCCUGGUAUGAUUGGGGUUUCAGCCGCUGUUCUUAUUGGUUUCAGUGUUCUUUUCUUCACUGUCUUUGCUGUCUCAGUCAAGGUCCUCAACUUUCAGAAGAGAUGAAUAAAUUAUUCGAUACUUUUCAAUAACUGGAAAAGAUAAAUCAGAGGAAGAUAGAAAUGGUUCGCCAAAUAUACAGAUUUUUAAGCUUAGUUUACAUAAUUCACAGCCUUAGUAAAUAUAGAAGUUAAAUAUUAGGAUUUUUUUUUUGUUUAUAAUUGAAAGUAAUUAUAAAUUUUUUGUUAUAGUUAGAUUCAUUUUAGUUGUUUUCAGUAUUUGUCAGAAACUAUAAAUGAAUUAUUAAUGGCAAUUACUGAUCUUCAUUUACUAA